Messenger RNA from Chrysochloris asiatica (Cape golden mole), 927 nucleotides. RefSeq names its product olfactory receptor 13G1-like. Gene Ontology annotation, cellular component: membrane. Gene Ontology annotation, biological process: G protein-coupled receptor signaling pathway. Gene Ontology annotation, molecular function: olfactory receptor activity; G protein-coupled receptor activity. The record is from RefSeq and is a predicted model, not a curated record. Bases 1 to 927 code for a protein of 308 amino acids. Lineage: Eukaryota; Metazoa; Chordata; Mammalia; Afrosoricida; Chrysochloridae. The transcript has a single exon.
AUGAUUGUAGGGAACCAGACAGUGACCAUGUUCAUCCUCCAGAACUUCACCCAGGACCCGGGGCUCCAGGUAGCUCUCUUCUGCUUCUUUUUUAGCCUGUUCACAGUGGCACUGAUGGGAAAUGGUCUGAUCAUUGCUACCAUUCAUUCCAGUCCCAACCUACACACCCCCAUGUAUUUCUUUCUAGUCAACCUGGCCAUGCUGGACAUGAUCUGCACUGUGUCCAUCUUACCCAAGGUGCUGCAAAGCCUGGUUGCAGAUAGCACCAUCUCCUACAGAGGAUGCAUCAGUCAGAUGUUCUUCUUCACUUGGUCAUUGAGUUCUGAGUUGCUGCUCUUUACUGCCAUGGCCUAUGACCGCUACCUGGCCAUCUGCCGGCCACUUCUCUAUGGUGCACUCAUGAGCCCCAGAGUCUGUGUGGUCCUGGCAGCCUUUGUGUGGUCUUCAGGGAUGCUCAUUGCCCUUCUGCUGACUGGCCUGGUCCUGAGGCUUAGCUUCUGUGGCCCCAACCUCAUUACACACUUCUUCUGCGAGAUCCCACCUGUUCUACUGCUAUCCUGCACCCCAACCUUACUGAAUGAUGUUGUAACCAUUACUUUGGACAUGAUUCUGUCAGGCCUAAACUUCCUGCUGACCAUGGUGUCCUAUGGCUUCAUCAUUGUCAACAUCCUGCGUAUCCGCUCAACCGAGGGCAAGCGCCGUGCCUUCUCCACCUGCUCCUCUCACCUCAUUGUGGUCACCUCGUACUACUCCACCGUGCUCUACACCUAUAUCCGUCCAGCCCUUGGAUCCACUGGACUUCUGGACAAGGCCAUUGCUGCCCUAUACACUGUUGUGACACCCGCAUUAAACCCCCUCAUCUACACCUUGAGAAACAAGGAGUUUAAAACAGCACUUAAGAAACUUUUUUCUUGUUCCUCUAAAUGA